AUGUCUUCAGUAGUGUCUACUCCCCAAGGCAAAGGUUCCCCCAGCUCUCAUUCCACAGGUCACCUGCCGCUCAAAAACCAUGGGUUUCCGCCUAAGCUUGAUGCCCAACUGCCAAAUCCCGAAGCUUCUCCCUCAUCGGCUAUUCAGGAGACUCAGCCUCAUAUACCCCAGGAUGUCCUGGAAAUUGCAAAGAAGCCAGUGACGUCGCCUGAGCCAGUUGCUGGAAUCCCGUUUUCACAAUUUGUUGCCCAGUUCCAUCUUAAACAACAUCAAGAAGCCCAGAAGCGCAGCCUCUUGCAACGGCUACGUCAUUUUCGCGUCUCCAUUUGUCUUUCUACUCGGUUGCUCAGGCUUGGAGCAAUCUCUCAAAAAGGGUUAGUUGAAAGUUUUAAGCUGGGCGAUAAGGCUAGUUUUAUUUCGAUUUAUAAUAACAUCCAUGAUGUCCGUGAGGCAUGUGAGCCCUCCACGCAUGGUAUCAACAAUCCUUCAGUCCUGGGUCACGAUUCUCUCCUCGGAUUCUCUGGUACUUCCGCUUCUGAUUCGGAAAUCCGCCGCCCCUAUAGUUUUGUGCACCAACUUACUCCAACCUCCAGGGAAUGUCUACUGGAAAUUCUGAGUUUGGUCCGCACGGAUCCUCAAUUCCUUUUUGAGCGCAUUGGUAACUUACUUCCUUCUCAGCUCUCUGCGCUCGUCCCCUCUGUCCACACACUUGAAGUCAGUGAUUCCGUUUUCCCUCUCGCGUCUCGCGGAAGAACAACGCAGCCGCUAUUCUCCAAACGUACGACUGCACAUGCCACUGCUUUCAAAGAGCAUGUUUUGGGUUUCGAGAGGACCGAUCCUCUCUCUGCUUUGAUUUUUAAUGUUUUUGCUUCUUUUGGGAGUACCGACUCCCGCGAGGCCCAGUUACGUUUGGAUGUGUGGUCUUCCACCUGUGCAAAAUUGGUAUCCUAUGGUGGAAGCAGUCAUUAUUCUCUAGUUGGCUACCUUCUGUCCGCCUGGUCUACCUCCACCGAAUGGAAGGCUACACCCAAAUUUGAGAUCUAUUUAAUGGAUGUUCUCCAGAAAGGUGCUUUCCUCCUGCAACACCCAGAAACCCCACGACGACUUGGCCACGAUGGCGAACUCCCUGAUCCUCUGCGAACUAGUGUUGCCGAGGAGUUUUUCCAAUCUGCCGUUCGGGACCUAUUUGAAGUCCUAGAUGACUCGGAUGGAGGUUUUCCACGUGGUGCUUUGGAGUUCGGGAAUGCUGUUCUUUCUAAGCUUGGAAUGACUGAGAGCCGAAAACGAGCUGUGGAGUAUAUAAUUUUCCAGUGGUUCUUUUGUAAAUUCAUGCAUAAUGUGCUUUUAUUCCCGGAGCUUACGUUUCCCGGCUUAGUCUAUUGGCCUCAACUUUCAUACUUUGACGCUAAAAUUAGAAUCCAUAUUGACAAUAUGCUUUCCCACCUUUGUAAUCCGAUUUCAUCGUCCCAGGUUACCAUCAACCCGCCCGUUGCGCAGCCAGCUACGAAACAAAACUUACCCGAACGGUUCCUACUUUUGUCUCCAACGGAUAUCAUGACUAUUUUGGAUGUUCUUUUCCCUAAGGCCCCCCCUACCUUUUUCAACUCUUCAGACUCAUUCAAUCAUCACAAUCACUCCGUUCUGUCUUCUCCUAAUAAUUCUUUCUUUCCACAAAAUGACGCCCCUGGCCGAUGUUUUGAACCAAAUCUUUUCCAGGGAAGGAUUGAUACUCUUUCUUCUCGCUCAUCCACCGCAAAGACUGUGUUCACCACUGAAAUGAGUUUCCAGGAUGCAACCAGGUCGUACGCAGUGCCGGGCACUAAGCCAGUAAGCCCGGUAUCUCCACAAAACUCCCUUACCAGAAAUGCAGAUCGCAUUCGGUAUGAGCUAUCUGAGAUCAACGAGUCGGAGGAUCGCCCCACAAUGGGUCGCCCAUCGAGCGAGGACUGGGCAUUGAUCUCUGUUUCAAACGACGGGAGAACCGUUGCAUUGAUGCCUUCUCUGGAUCAGGAGUUGGAGUCUGGAAGGUCAUUCUCUAAUGAUGACCCAGAUAGCCGUCCUGCGUCAUCACUGGUAGACGACGAUCGGGAGAUGUUACAAAAUGCCAUCGUCAAGCUAAUAGACGAUUUCGAUCAUUUGGAGGACUUUUGCCACUAUGAUCCGAUCACUUCUGCUACUCCCGGAACAAGUGAACCCUCCCUUAAGCAGAAAUUUGCUAGCGCCAUGAACUAUAGUCAAUCCCAGGCUGACUUCGUUGGCGCCCACUACUGGUGGAAUGCAUCCCGACUUCUUCAAAAGGUUUACCCAAAUUUUUGGGUCACCGGCGAUCACUCGAAGCUCUUGAUGCCUCUGUUUUCAUCGUCGAGGAAAUCAAUCGAGACGUCUACUGCCAUCAUUGAGCAGUGUGAGAGUAGGAUAAUGGAUCUUAAGCGAGCAAUGACACGGCUUCGAUCUCUGACAGUAGAGAUGAUGACGAGUUUAACGAAGCUGAGGAAUAAGAUGUGGUAUAUGAACGAUGUCAAAAACUCACUGAGGUAUGAGGAAGCAAGAAGUGUUGCUCUCGCGUUACAAACGAUGGCUGGGCCAGCAUCGAUAUCGCCGAUUCCUGAACCCAAACCUCGCUAUGGCUCAAGAACGCUUGGCGCAUCAUUCCUUCAAAAGCCAGAAAUCCAAACUAUGAAUGCGAUGAAAGCGCCUGUAAGCCAAGGUGGCCGAUCUAAAUUGUCCGAUGAACAAGUUGACAUGACUAGCAAAUGGCUGCAGCGUUCUGGCAUUGAUAACUUCUGCAAGGGAGAGGAGCGAAUUCACCGGUUUUGCUUGGAGAUAAAAGCGGCGGUUGGGAAACUGGUUGGGGAGACAAUGUACGAAACUCCAGUUUUGUGGUCUAGUGAGCUCUAUCAAAAGGAACGCACCAUCUACGAUGCAUCUGGCGGGCGACCUAGCACUGGGCUUGGCGCGUCGUCGAGUCUUCGACCGUCAAGCAUUGCGAGUGAAGAGUCGUUAUACCAGGCGCCAUCUAGUGUGGGUGUGGGUCUUAGGACGUUUGACCAUAAUUUCCGUUCUUUAAACGAAGCGCCAUCAAUAGUGCGCAAAUCGUCAUUCCAAAGCCUUGCAUCAGAGAGAUGGAGAUCGAGCAGGGAUGCCACCUGCGGCGAUACUUCCUCUAUCGGUGACUCACCUGGUAGAGCUAUAUCGACAUCCGCCAGUGACUCCACGUUCUGGUCUCCAAUGCACACACAAGCGCAGUCCACAACGAGCGCUUCGAGCCUCCACUCUCGGCCGCCUUCGAUGUUUAGCGAUGUCUUGACAUCGAGGAGACCUGAGCGGAAUGCUCAGGGCAAAGUUGCGUUUUUAGACGAACUUAGGCAAACCCUAACGAGCUUGUUGCUGAGCGAUCUUGGCUCUCCUGUUUGGAGCUGUGGUAGCGAAACCGAUGCCUGGUUUUCAAUUUAUUUGAACCAGCCACGGAUCCAAAGGCAGAUGGAGAGACGUGCGAGGCUGGAAAGAUUUUUAGCGGAAUGUGCUUCUAGUGAUGACGAGAAUGGGGUCCCCAUGUCUCAUAAACUCAGGAGAAGCAGAUCUGCGGAUGCUAUUUUGCUUAGUGUUCACAAGCCAGCGGAACAGGAUCUACGUACACCAACCCCUACUCAGUCAUCCCCUCUCCAGGAAACACCUGAUUCGUUCCAUUUUGCGUAUGACACUGCCUUUCGUCAGUUAAUGGAGAGAUUCUCGCGACAAUCCAAUCCCUAUACCAAGCUCAAAGCACUGCAGGAUUUAAGGUCACUGGUGAUCUCAUCGCUGAGCUCUAGGAAUGAUAGUCAAGCUAAUGAAGAGCUCGGUGCUUUCGCCGAACCGCCAUUUCCUCAAUCAGAUACCGGGCGAUUCCAACGCAAUAGCUUAUCUGAAGGGUCGAAACUACCACAACCACAAACAGCUCACUACCAAAGUCCGAACCGAAACCAAACCGCAUGUUCACCUUUAUUGGGAUCAGUAGCCUCAUAUUCCACUUUCCCACCAUCUGAGACAGAGAUAAUCCUCGCGAUGCGCGACUUGAUCCAAACCAUCCAACCAAAGACCGUAUUCCGCGACCUCCAAUUCAUCUCGGCAUUUAUCCCCUCAGAAAUCCUAAACAAGACCCAUAGCGGAACCGCAUUUCUCCAAUUCGGCCUAGCUGCAUUCGCCUUGAAAGACGACGUUUGCAACAGCAUGGUUGAAAUUGCAGAUAACAUCGUCUCGCACGAACUCAGCAAACGGCAUCAGCGCCAUAACACACUAAACAACCACAGCCAUCAGCCCUCCACGGCCGCGGCCGCGGACCUCUGCCGGUUCAACGGCCUCGAGGAUGCCAAAUGGAUGUGGAUACACACGGCGCGGGAAGGAAACCCUGUCGCCCAACGCGAACUCGCCAUUUUAUACCUGACGCACCCAGAGAUUCUGCCGCGGGUGACGCUGCCGCUGACCAUGCCGCGCAACACCUUCAAGGCAGAGAUGAUGUAUAGGCGCGAUGGUGAUUCGAAGUCGGAUCCGCAGAGUAUGUGUUUGGCGCUGCACUGGAUGCAGCUGUCGGCGGCUGGGGGAGAUGAGUUGGCGAGGAACCGGCUGAGGGAGCGGGAGGAGUUUGAUUUGAUUGCAUGA
This is a messenger RNA of Histoplasma mississippiense, 4635 nucleotides long. RefSeq lists its product with no specific name. The coding region runs from base 1 to 4635 and encodes 1544 amino acids. The record is from RefSeq and is a predicted model, not a curated record. The transcript has 3 exons. Lineage: Eukaryota; Fungi; Ascomycota; Eurotiomycetes; Onygenales; Ajellomycetaceae.